AUGAUUCCAAUUGGGUACCCGGGUACCGAUAGCCUGUCUGGUCCUCGUAUCGCGGGUACUGGUAGAAGUCGGGGAGUCUCAAGAAGAAAAGAAGAAGCGGAUGAAUCUGAUGAUGAUGAAAAAGGCUCUUUGAUACUGUCUUAUGAUUUGAUUCUACGUUAUCCGCCUCCCCACUUUUCUUUCUACGAUCCAGUGCCGAUAGGUUUGAGAGAGCACCUACUCAUCGUAUGGCUAGUCGACCCAGCCAAUAACUUCAGGUUUACAAAUCAGCUUUUGUCUAGUACCCCGAAAAGUCUUACCAUAUCAUUGCCUAGAACCAUGAGUGAUGCCGGUAAAAUAGAAAAUGAAUGUUUGAAUACAAUAUUGGCAAUCGUCUUUCAUCAAGCGCCCAUUAAUUCUCCUCGGACAUUAAUUCUUAUAUCAAACAAUGAAUUGCAAAGGUGUAUAGGAUGGUUAUACGUUAUGCUCAUCAAAAAUCUGCUGAAUAUGCGUCAUGGAUUCUAUUUCCUUGCUGCCAUCGAUUCUUUAACUGAGGCAUCCAAAAGAAAUAUAACCUACGGACGAGCUUGGAAAGUACUAGGAUACCCCACAUUUGAGAUCACAUCGUACUUAAGCAGGAAUAAAUUCGAAAACGACGAAAGUUAA
Messenger RNA from Morchella sextelata, 645 nucleotides. RefSeq lists its product as uncharacterized. The transcript has 9 exons. Bases 1 to 645 code for a protein of 214 amino acids. Lineage: Eukaryota; Fungi; Ascomycota; Pezizomycetes; Pezizales; Morchellaceae. The record is from RefSeq and is a predicted model, not a curated record.